UUUGUGACUGAUUUUAGAUGGAAAAAAAAAAGGAAUUGUAACCAUAGUGGGAGUGAUAUCUCUGUUAACGUGUGUACUCCUUGGGAACACUUCUUAUGUUUUAUUUUGAAAAUCAGUGCGCUAAACUUUAAUGCGCAAUGGUUUUGAUGUGUUGAUAGUAAUUUUUUAAUGUUUUUAAUUCGGUACUAAGAUACCAUUUUAAUAAGACUGGAGUGAAUUUCCGAUGGCAUCCAAAAGAUUUCGUAUGGCAGUGAUUCAGUUGGCUGUAGGGGCCAAUAAGACUGAAAACAUUAAAAGAGCAGUAAACUUUGUGAAGGUGGCAAAGGAAAAUGGGUCCACUGUGGUAGCACUGCCAGAGUGUUUCAAUUCUCCGUACGGCACAAAAUAUUUUCCUGAGUAUGCUGAGACAAUAUCAUCUGGUGAAACAUGCCAGGCCCUCUCAAAAGCGGCCAAGGAAAAUGGCAUUUAUUUGAUUGGAGGAUCAAUACCAGAGAAAGAUGGUGACAAAAUUUACAACACGUGCACGGUGUGGAAUCCAGACGGAAUACUUAUUGGUGCGCACAGAAAGGUUCAUUUGUUUGAUAUUGACAUCCCCGGUGGUGUGAAAUUCAAAGAGUCUGAGAUUCUCAGUCCAGGAGACAAAUUUACAACUUUCAACACAGACGUUUGUAAAAUAGGAAUUGGAAUCUGUUAUGAUAUUCGUUUUCAAGAAAUGGCUUGUAUAUAUAAAAAUCAAGGUUGUGAUGUCCUCGUAUACCCAGGAGCAUUCAACAUGACCACGGGUCCGUUACACUGGGAGCUCUUGCAGAGAAGCCGUGCUGUUGACAACCAAGUGUUUGUGGCUACUGUGGCUCCUGCUCAAGACAAGACUGCUGACUACGUUAGCUGGGGACAUUCAGCAGUUGUUGACCCCUGGGGAAAACUCAUUUCUAAAACUGAGUUUGCAGAAGAUGUUAUUUAUGCCGAUAUUGAUCUAAAAGUUUUAGGAGAUAUAAGACGUCAAAUACCAAUUUCAAACCAAAGAAGAACAGAUUUAUAUGAAACAGUGAACAAAUCAAGCUGAUUUUUUUAUCUUGGUCAAGAAAUGUCUUGGGGGUAUGUGGAAGAGAAUGAAUAUUUUGCUUAACAUUUUAUAUUGGUGAAUAUUGAUAUGGUUGAUAUAUAUUGUAUAAAUAACCAAGUUUAUUAUUG
Messenger RNA from Bacillus rossius redtenbacheri, 1191 nucleotides. Its product is annotated as omega-amidase NIT2. Lineage: Eukaryota; Metazoa; Arthropoda; Insecta; Phasmatodea; Bacillidae. The transcript is spliced from 6 exons. Gene Ontology annotation, molecular function: omega-amidase activity. The coding region runs from base 224 to 1063 and encodes 279 amino acids. The record is from RefSeq and is a predicted model, not a curated record. Gene Ontology annotation, biological process: L-glutamine metabolic process; oxaloacetate metabolic process. Gene Ontology annotation, cellular component: mitochondrion.